CACUUCCCACUUUUUUUUCUUCAUACUCAAAAUGUUAUAGCGAGAAUGAAGUUUAAUAAGCUUCUCAGGAUGGAAUCAGUGAAGUCCUUCCUGUCCUACCUGUGGGAUGUUUAUUCUUCACCCAAACCAGUGGGCAGACACAUCUGGACCCUGAUGUCUCUUUGUUUCACUCUGGUUGUUGUUACGGGCAGUCUGCUUCACCACUGGCUAUCCCAAACGCUGCGGUAUGGCCACGACUCAUCCACUCAAACAGCACUGGUCUACAGCAUAGCCAUGUUCUUGGUCUUGUUCCUGUGUCACCCACUGCGUUGUGUGCUAACCAUGACCCUGCCGACCGUCUGCACCAAGCAGGGCCGCAAACUCCUCCUCUCAGCCUCUGUCAUGAUUCUGGUGUUGAACGUCAUCCCGAACAUUACAGUGAACGUGGGGGCAGUCGUGCGCACCCUGCAGUGCACCGCUGAGGAUUUUUCAAAGGCUUUAUUGAACUCAUCUGAGCUUUUAAACACAGCGAGGAAGGACAUUGUGAAGGAAGCUAUCAAAGUGAGGAAGGAGGACCUGAGUAUUGUCACCAAUUUAAGGAAGUUAGAUCAUUUCACACAUUUAGAUGUGUCAGAAGUGAAAAACAGGUUUGCUAAAAUGAUCGGGCAAAUAGAAAUUGACUUUUCACAUAUUAGGAACCUGCUAACAGAUUUCAAACUGCUGUCUAACCGAAUUCUGGCAGCCAUCUUUGUUGCCUUGCUGAUCUUUGAAUCUGCUCGCUACCUUAAAUCGUAUCUGACAUCAGUUAAGUUUGAUAACAGCUUCCAACAGCUCCUUCGAAAUGAACGUCACAGCACCACCAAACCGUACCCUACUUUGGUCGCAGGGUGCAAAAUAUUCAGUCGGGGAUGCACCUCAAGUGUCGUCUCACUGCUGGUGGUGACUUUAUAUUUCACUGCAAUAGCUUUAAUAGCAGCUUUGGACUAUAUUGUGUAUCAUGUAGUUCACUUGAUUCUGCCAUGGCUGCUGGACUUUCCCCCCAUGACUGCCAGCAUCACCAUCAGUUAUAAGGUACAGUGGUUCCCCCCUGCAUUUUGCAUCAUCCCACAAUCCUGCAUCACACGACAGCUGACUGACUUUCGGAAAGUGUACAAGUGGAACUUCAGCCCCGAACAGUCGCUGUGUGACGCCACAACUUCAGCACCAAACGCAGGUGUGACCACGCUGCUGGGAUGCCUGUGGCUGAUGAGUUACUUGCUGGUGUUCGCUGAGGUGUACGCCACACGGCUACGCAGAAAAAUCACUGCAUCUUUUUUUAAAAAGCAAGAAGAGAGGAGAGUGGCCUAUCGGAUCGCAAAAGUACAAGAAAAGCAGGUUAGGAAGACGCAGAAGGAGGCUGUUUCUGUUGAGGUUGUCUGCAGAUGAAACUCACAGGGCUGCCUUUUGUCUCGUUCCUCCAUUUUGGUUCCUCAUGAAAUACCGAAGGAACCAUUACAAUUUGUGAAGAUCUACUGUAUAGAGUAGCACAGCAGACAGUAGUACAGUGAUGUGUGGUCAGGGGGGGCAGUUGAGGCAGAGCCUCACU
This is a messenger RNA of Dunckerocampus dactyliophorus (ringed pipefish), 1564 nucleotides long. It is a transcript of the gene ocstamp, whose product is annotated as osteoclast stimulatory transmembrane protein. Lineage: Eukaryota; Metazoa; Chordata; Actinopteri; Syngnathiformes; Syngnathidae. The record is from RefSeq and is a predicted model, not a curated record. The transcript has 3 exons. Bases 46 to 1404 code for a protein of 452 amino acids. Gene Ontology annotation, cellular component: membrane.